Aspergillus alliaceus is the source of this 2590-nucleotide messenger RNA. RefSeq names its product La domain family. The record is from RefSeq and is a predicted model, not a curated record. Gene Ontology annotation, cellular component: cytoplasmic stress granule; cytosol. The coding region runs from base 251 to 2458 and encodes 735 amino acids. The transcript has 3 exons. NCBI's taxonomy places the organism in Eukaryota, Fungi, Ascomycota, Eurotiomycetes, Eurotiales, Aspergillaceae. Gene Ontology annotation, molecular function: RNA binding. Gene Ontology annotation, biological process: positive regulation of translation.
GACAGCUCCACGAAUUGCGUACCCAGUAGAAUUGAACUCCAGUGACGGGACAUUGCAGUUUGGUGGGGUAGCAAGAGGGCGGAAGUUGAUUCUUCUAAUAGCCAUCAGCGUGAGAACUGUUUCGCCCAUAAUCGGCGCGACCAGGCUUUUUUGAUCGGAGUUGCCAUACAAAGGCCCCGUUCUCUGGCAGAACAUCAUCCUCCUUUACUUUCUCAACCAGAUAUAUUAGAACUCGUUCGAUUACAAAACAAUGGCUGCUACAUUUUCUUAUGCCCAAGCGGCUAAGGGCGUUACCCCUGCACAACCGUCAGCAAAGGCAGCAGAGCCAAAUCAGGCCUUGAAACCAGAGGAGCAGAAUGCCAGCGCUGCUUCUGAAGGCGAAAAUGCCGUGACUUCGAAGACGGAGGCGUCACCGGAAACCGAGAAGGCUCCUGCCAACUCUGACAAGGAAUUGGAAUCCACAGUUGUUGAGGACUUCAAGGAUGUUUCGGGAACUUCCUCUCCCAGUGUGGGCGCUUCUUCGGCCUCGACAUCACCGAAGGAUGAUGAGGGUUCAAAUACACCAAAUGGCACUUCGGAAUCCACAUGGGAUAAGCAGUCUCAAGCCUCGGGAACAGACAAGCAGACCAACGGAGCCGAGAAUACCAAGGAGAAAUCUGCCGAGAAGGAACAGAGCGAGCCUCCGAAAGUGCUUAAGGCUGCUCCUCUUCCAGCAGUAAAUAUAUGGCAACAGAGGAAGGAGGCCCAAGAAGCCAAGGCUAAAACCUUGAAGCCCGUUGGACCUGCUGCCAAAACUGGAACUUCGAAGACCACUUCUGCGGCUUCUUCGGUCUCUGGGGACGCUCAGCAAGAGCAGUCGAAGGCUGGCUCGAAGAAGAAGGGAGGGGAUGCCGAAGGUGCUAAGGAUAGGAAAUCCAAGGGACGCGAUGAUGCUGCAUCCCUUCCUCCCGUAGCGGACGCCACUAUGUGGCCCACACCUCACAGUGCCCAGGGUGAAGAGAAGAAGAAGACUGAGAAGAGCCCUGUCAUCCGCCCCUCUGGCAAAGAGAAGUGGAUGCCAGUUCCUUACGUGCCUUCUGCUGUUUUCACUACCCCUCUCCCUUCUGCUGCCCGUCGAGGCGGAAGAGCUCCUCGUGCUGGAAGGGACAGCGCUCGCAAUGGAACCCAUGGUUCUACCGCUGCCGCUGAUAAGGCUACUGCUGGCCAAGUAGCCCAAGGCUCAACCACCAAGCAGGCUUCGCCCGCUGAGAGGGGAAGGAACGAGCCUAACUCAGCUCGCGCGAACUCGCUCCCUGCCCCGUCCAGGCGUUCCAACAGCGCCGAUACUGGACUGCCAGACUCACGUAAGAACCAAGCGGCGGACCGAAGCCGUGGACCUAAGGGUACUGAGAAUGCCAACGCCCCGCCAGCUGGUAAGCAUGGUAACGGAGGUGACAACUUCCCCCGUCAUCACCGUGAGGGCAAGGGAUUCUCCAGGAAUCACGACGCAGCACACAAGGGUGGCGACCACACCUCCAAAAACCCGCACUUGCCUGCGGAUGCACAGGCUAACCCUCGCUCAGGCUCAUCCAACGACCGUCGCUUUGAGAACGGCCCCAAGUCUGCCGACUUCGGCGGCUUUCAUGAUCGCAAGGACAAGGAAUUUCCCCGUAGUGACAGAGGCCGUGGCUCCCACCGUGGACGUGGUGGUUUUGGCGGUCCUCAGAACUCUCACUAUCCUAACAACCAUGUGUCACAUAAUGGUUUCAUGCACCCGAAGUCCUUCGGCUUCAGCGAGCGCCGGUCGCAGCAGCAUAACUCUGGAGGCCACAGGAUGGCUUUGAGGUCGCCGUCAUUGCCAAAUUCUGGCUCCGUGUACGGUGUCUACCCUUACCCUGCUGAUCUCAAUACCAUGUAUGGUUACCAGCCGGUGCAUCCUGGCCCCAUGACAGCUGUCCCCUAUCAGCAAUAUAUGGAGCCUUUCUCCCUCAUGGGAAUGAUAUCGAUGCAGCUUGAGUACUACUUCUCCGUUGAUAAUCUCUGCAAAGAUCUCUUCCUCCGGAGACACAUGGACGCUCAGGGCUACGUGCCAUUGACUUUCAUCGCUGGUUUCAAGAGAAUCAAGACCCUGACCGAAGACUUUGAGCUGCUUCGCCAUGUCUCUCGUCAACUAAGAAACGUCGAGUAUCUGCAGAAUGAGGAUGGUGUUGAUCGACUCCGUCCAAGAGAAAAAUGGGACCAGUGGGUCCUUCCUGUCGAGCAGCGUGAACCCACCGCUCAGCAUGAGGGUCCUAGCAAGUCCGAUGAGAGUGCCGCAGCCCAGAACCAUGUUAAUGGCGCAGUGAACGGAUCGGCACAAAUAGUCAAUGGAACUAGUGAAGGCCCAGUCUCGAAGACGUCAUUGUCUUCCGCCGCCCCGGAGUUUUCGCCUUCUAAGGGCGUGGAAGUCCAAAACGAAACUGCAACUUCUGCCAAUUAGCUGCUUUCCGUUAUGAGCCUUACCCCUUGUCCCAGAGUUGCUGCAGUUAAACUUCUAGUCAGGAUAUGAGCUUUGUUAAACCCAGCGUGGAACAGCUGGGCUCCCAAAUGUGUCACUGAAGUCAAUCUGCUG